UUUCGAAUGAAAAUGGCGGGUCCUACUUGCUUCUCUACUCCCGAGUGAUGCAAUGUUUUGGUUUGGAGAUUGGGAUUACCUGGUAGUCCAGGGGCCAAAGGUGGACCUGGAGUUCAAGGUGAGCCUGGUCCCAGAGGUCAUGCCGGCAUAUCCGGAGGGAGACCGAGGUCAGCGCGGUCCAGUGGCUCCACAAGGAAUAGUCAAAGAGGCUGGAAGCAAAGGAGAGAGAGGACCGAUGGGUGUUCCAGGUGCUCAAGGUCUGAGUGGAACCAAAGGAGACAAGGGCUUCCAAGGAAGAGGUGGACCCAAAGGAGACAUUGGAGACCCUGGUGUGGAGGGGAUGGCUGGUGAGAAAGGUGAAAAGGGUAUGUCUGGAGAACCUGGCCCUAAAGGACAGGUGAGUUGUUUGUUGUUUGUUUGUGACAGGGUAUGUCUGGAGAAUCUGGCCCUAAAGGACAGCACAGAGUGAGGGGAGACCUUGGACAUAACGGUCCAACUGGAGACUGGGAAGCCAGGUGAUCUAGGACCCCCUGGACUGCCUGGUCCUCGGGGGUUGAACGGCAUGAGAGGAGUGCCUGGCAGGCCGGGUAUUGAGGGUCCACCGGGAAAAGAUACAUCUGACCAGCAUGUUAUUGAUGUGGUGCUAAGAAUGUUGCAAGAGAGGCUGGCAGCAGUAGCAGUGAGCACUAAAAGGGCUGUGCCAUGGGACCCCCCAGCUCUCCUGGACCUCCGGGAUCAACGCUUCCACAAGGACCACAUAGUUUGCCUGGUUCUCAAGGAAUUCCUGGGAUGAUAAGAGCGGACGGACAGAUUGGAAACACAGGUCUUAAAGGAAGAGAGACCAGAACUGCCUGCUGCCGAUUGGUCAAGCAGGAGACAUGCAUUAUGGGUAAUGUAGUCUAAUGACACUCAGUGGAAAAAAACAGGUUCCUGAAGCGCCCUGUCUGUAUAUUAUGCAUGUGCCAUCUGGUGGAUAAAACCAGUUACUACAGUGCACUGCAUCUCAAUCAAAAUAACACUGCCUAAUGCACAAAUAAUGACUAAAAUAUAAUAUAAAUCACCUUAAAUUAUGCUCUAUCCCCAUGGAAUAUAGAAAAGACAUAAUUAGGUGGCAGAGAACUUCAUCCCUAGACCCAUAAUUGUGACCCAACAUAUUUUAUAACCUAAUACUUAUUCCUUGAAAAAAUUGUGAUACAAGUUAUAACAAGGUUAGCUUUUAGGCACCUACCAUAGUGGGGUUAGGUUUAGGC
Messenger RNA from Entelurus aequoreus (snake pipefish), 1250 nucleotides. Its product is annotated as collagen alpha-2(IX) chain-like. The transcript is spliced from 12 exons. NCBI's taxonomy places the organism in Eukaryota, Metazoa, Chordata, Actinopteri, Syngnathiformes, Syngnathidae. The record is from RefSeq and is a predicted model, not a curated record. Bases 53 to 469 code for a protein of 138 amino acids.